Molecule: messenger RNA, 537 nt
Organism: Diatraea saccharalis (sugarcane borer)
Lineage: Eukaryota; Metazoa; Arthropoda; Insecta; Lepidoptera; Crambidae
Source: the annotation of a GenBank genome assembly
AUGUUGCGCAUAUUUUUCUUGAUUACUGUAGUUCACUUCUCAUUUGAACGCGACGUUUAUCAUGGAUCGUGGCGCGGAGGAGCGUCGGAGAUGAAUGACGUGGAACGAAAGCCUUCGUAUUGGCAAGAAGAGGCGCGCAUGGCUAUUGAGGCCAGGGAAGCGAGGCGUAAGGAAACAUUUGGAAUUGCACGCAAUAUCGUUAUGUUCCUGGGUGAUGGUAUGUCCGUGCCGACGCUAGCUGCCGCACGCGCACUUCUAGGUCAGCGACAGGGCCGCACCGGUGAAGAAAGUCAGCUAUCGUUUGAAGCUUUCCCUACUGUCGGCCUCGCUAAGACUUAUUGCGUAGACGCACAAGUGGCGGAUUCUGCAUGUACUGCGACGGCAUACUUGUGCGGUGCUAAAGCCAAUUACGGCACUAUCGGCGUGACGCCCGCUGUCAUGCGCCGUCACUGUCAAGCAGCAACCGAACCUAAUGACCACGUCUACUCUAUCGCAGCAUGGGCUCUGCAGGCUGGCAAAGACGCCGGUCAGUAUUAA